GUCACUUCCGAGGCCGGAGACAAAAUGGCGCCCGGAUGGUACCGGAGCUGAGGCCGUUCCGUGCCGCUCCGAGCCGGGCCGCAGGCGGCGGCAGCGGUGCAGGGCUCAUGUAAUCAAAGGAGUUUCUUUGUUGUGUGUGUCUUUUCAGAACACAACAGGAAUUCAAAAUGAAUCAGAACACAACUGACUCUACUGUCGCUGUGGAGACCUUAGAUGAUGUACCUGAGCAUGUGCUUAGGGGGCUUCCUGAGGACGUGAGGCUCUUCCCAUCUGCUGUUGACAAGACACGACUUGGUGUCUGGGCAACAAAAUCAAUUUUAAAAGGCAAGAAGUUUGGACCAUUUGUUGGUGACAAGAAAAAAAGAUCUCAAGUUAAAAGCAAUGUAUACAUGUGGGAGGUGUAUUACCCAAACUUGGGAUGGAUGUGUGUUGAUGCGACGGAUCCAAAGAAAGGGAACUGGCUGCGGUAUAUAAACUGGGCACGUUCAGGAAAGGAGCAAAAUCUGUUUCCUCUGGAGAUCAACAGGACCAUAUACUACAAAAGUUUAAAGCCAAUCGCGCCCGGCGAGGAGCUGUUGGUGUGGUACAAUGGGGAGGACGACCCGGAGAUAGCCGCCGCUAUUGAGGAAGAGCGAGCCAGCGCCCGCAGCCGGCGGCACUCCCCGAAAGCCAAGAAAGGAAAGAAAAAGGCUCAGGAAGCUAAAAACAAGGGAAAGAAGGCAGCGGAUACAAAGCAGAAAAAGGCUGAUUUGGAUUCUACUUCCGCAGAUAUGAGGGAUUCUAAAGAGGGUCAUAAAGAGGAAGAUGAAACACCUUCUGUUUCUGCUGUACUGUCCCUGGAACAAACAGCUGUGAUUCAGGAAAUGGUAAACCAAGAUGUACUUCCAAAGCUGAUGAUCCCCAGUCCUGCCAGUGAGCUACAAAUAGUGACUGAAGACAAACAAGGAGAAGCAAUAAACUGUGCAUCAGAUGAUUUAGAUGAUGAUGAAGAGGAGGAUGAUGAUGAGGAGGAUGAUGACGACGAGAUAGAAGAUACCGAUAUGCCUAAAGAAAAUGCUGAAAUGCCUUUGAUAUGUGAAGAAAAGUUAGACUCUAUGGAAGAGCAAAAGAGUACGUCAGAAGAAUCUCCAGAAAGCUCUCCAAAGAAAAAACUUGUUGUGAAAAUUCCAAAAGCAAGAGGUGAAUCAAAUGGCGAUGUUCAGGAAACAUUCAUGUUUCCCUGUCAGCAUUGUGAGAGGAAGUUUACAACAAAGCAAGGACUUGAACGCCACAUGCACAUCCAUAUAUCUACUGUUAACCAUGCUUUCAAGUGUCGAUACUGUGGGAAAGCCUUUGGUACUCAAAUUAACAGGCGAAGACAUGAGCGACGCCAUGAGGCAGGGCCAAAAAGGAAACCAUUCUUAACACUAACAUCAUCGCAACACUUGGAUAAUGUUGCUGAUAACCAAGUAAUUGUGGAUGAUGGUCUUAAAGAUGAUCUGAAUGUUUCCAGUCUUGUGCAAGACUCUGUUGUCUUGGAUUCUGAGAAAGUUUCCCAAGAAAUGUCAAACUCUGCUUUUGCUGAGGAAAAUAAGGAGCCCAAAGAAUUGCACCCAUGCAAAUACUGCAAAAAGGUUUUUGGAACUCACACCAAUAUGCGGAGGCAUCAGCGUAGGGUUCAUGAGCGUCAUCUUAUUCCCAAAGGUGUCAGAAGAAAAGGAUUCUUUACUGAAGAGCCAUCUCUUCAGACAGAGCAGGCCCCCCCAGUCCAGAGUGUAUAUAUAGCAAGUACAGAAAUAGAAGAGGAAGGUGAAGUAGAUGAUGUCUAUAUUAUGGAUAUUUCCAGCAAUAUCUCUGAAAAUCUAAAUUAUUAUAUUGAUGGUAAAAUCCAGUCCAACAGCAGCACUAGCAAUUGUGAUGUGAUUCAGAUGGAGUCCAACUCUGCAGACUUGUAUGGACUAAAUUGUAUCAUCAGUCCAGUCACAGUGGAAAUCUCCUCAAAUUUAAAGGUUACACAAACACAUGUGAAUGAACCUCCCAAGGAACCCUCGAGCAGUGGGAGCAAUGAAUCCAAAAAGAGGAGAACUGCCAGCCCUCCUCUUGUACCAAAAAUAAAAACUGAAAUAGACCCAGAACCUGUAACUCCUACUAGUUCUUUAAAUCUCCCUCUUAGCAUUUCAACAGAAAGCCUACCUUUUCAUAAAGAAAAAGGUGUUUAUUUGUCAUCAAAAUUAAAACAGCUUCUUCAGACGCAGGACAGUAAGAAGAUAACUCCACCAAGUGAAAUCCCUAAACUAGGACCUUCCGUUACAUCAUCGCCUAUUUUGCCUCCAGUAUCCAGUAGAUUUAAAAGAAGGACCAGCUCUCCUCCCAGUUCUCCACAGCACAGUCCAGUACUUCGAGAUUUUGUCAAAUCAGGUGAGGGAAAAACUGUGUGGAAUGAUAAUAUUCGGAGCUCAAAAAUGCCAAAGUUAGAAAGCCACAGCAACUCACCCGCUUGGAGCUUGACUGGAAGGGAGGAAAAAGAGACUUUGAGCCCUCUUUGCUUUGAAGAUUAUAAAAUAUCAAAAGACUGGGCAGCAGCUCCGACUUUCGGCAAUGUGUGCAACCAGCAGCCACUGGAUUUAUCUAGUGGUGUGAAACAACGGUCUGAUGUUAAAAAUAAGAAUCAGGUUCCCUGGGAAUCUGUUUUAGAUUUAAGUGUGCAUAAGAAGCCUUGCAGCGACGCUGAAAUUAGGGAAUAUAAAGAAAAUUCCAUACAGCCAACCUGCAGUGGUGUUAAAAAGAAGAAACCAACCACUUGCAUGUUACAGAAGGUUCUGCUGAAUGAGUACAAUGGAACGGAUGCAGCCACAGACAGCACGCUCGGUGUAACCAAGAGUGCGAGCCCAAGCAAAUCCCUGGAGCCGCAGGCAGAACCUGAUGUGGAUCCCAAUCUAUCUGCAUCAUCUUCUGUUGACACUCAGCCCCUUGGUUCCUCUGUUUCCCCCGUGCCACAGGCAUCUGCUGUACCUUCCAUGUGCCAGCUGCCUCCUUUGUUAACACCAACCAAUCCUCCUUCCCCACCACCCUGCCCGCCUGUCUUAACAGUUGCUACAUCACCUCCUCCCCUUCUUCCGACAAUGCCGUUAUCAAUUCCCGAUGUCUCUGCCAGUGCCACCAACACUUCUUCUUGCCCGUCGCCACUUUCUAACACUACUACCCAGUCCCCGCUGCCAGUUCUUUCACCUACUGUGUCUCCUUCUCCAUCUCCUGUUCCUUCUGUUGAACCUCUUAUUUCUGCUGCUUCACCUGGUCCUCCUACACUCUCUUCCUCAUCUUCCUCCUCCUCUUCUUCCUCUUUCUCCUCCUCUUCAUCUUCAUCAUCUCCGUCUCCACCUCCUCUUUCUGUAGUUUCUUCUGUUGUUUCCUCUGCUGAUAAUCUUGAAAAUACUCUCCCAAUAAUAAAGCAGGAAGAAGCUGAACAUGAACAACAGAAAGCAAGAGAAGAUCCUCAUACUUCAAGCGAAUCAGGAGUAGUGCAGGAAACAUUCAAUAAAAGCUUUGUGUGCAAUGUCUGUGAAUCACCUUUUCUUUCUAUUAAAGACCUAACGAAGCAUUUAUCCAUUCAUGCUGAAGAAUGGCCCUUCAAAUGUGAAUUCUGUGUACAGCUUUUUAGGGAUAAAACAGACUUGUCGGAACAUCGCUUUCUGCUUCAUGGAGUAGGAAAUAUCUUUGUUUGCUCGGUCUGUAAAAAGGAAUUUGCUUUUUUGUGCAAUUUGCAACAGCAUCAGCGGGAUCUCCACCCAGACAAAGAGUGCACACACCAUGAGUUUGAAAGUGGGACUUUGAGACCCCAGAAUUUUACUGACCCCAAUAAGGCAAACGCGGAGCACAUGCAGAGCCUGCCAGAAGAUUCUUUGGAACCUUCUAAAGAGGAGGAAGAUGAAGAUCUAAAUGAUUCCUCCGAAGAGCUUUAUACUACUAUAAAAAUAAUGGCUUCUGGGGUAAAAUCUAAAGAUCCAGAUGUUCGUAUGGGCCUCAAUCAACACUACCCGAGCUUUAAACCGCCUCCAUUUCAGUAUCACCAUCGUAAUCCUAUGGGUAUUGGAGUUACUGCAACAAACUUCACUACCCACAAUAUUCCACAGACUUUUACUACUGCCAUUCGAUGCACAAAAUGCGGGAAAAGUGUUGAUAACAUGCCUGAGUUACACAAACACAUAUUGGCCUGUGCAUCUGCCAGUGAUAAAAAGAGAUACACACCUAAAAAAAAUCCAAUACCACUGAAACAGACAGUGCAGCCUAAGAACGGCAUGGUUGUUAUAGCUGGCCCUGGAAAGAAUGCCUUCAGACGAAUGGGUCAACCUAAAAGACUUAAUUUCAAUGUUGAGAUUAGCAAAAUGUCCUCAAACAAACUAAAAAUAAGUGCAUUGAAAAAGAAAAACCAGCUUGUCCAGAAAGCAAUCUUGCAAAAAAAGAAAUCUGCCCAGCAGAAGGCGGAAUUGAAAAGUAAUUCAUCCGAGUCAGACCCUCACAUCUGCCCCUACUGUAAUAGAGAGUUUACUUACAUUGGAAGUUUGAAUAAACACGCGUCAUACAGCUGUCCCAAAAAACCCAUCUCUCCCUCCUCUAAAAAGAAUUCUUCAAAAAAAAGUGCAAGUUCUUCUUCACCUGCAAGCAGUGAAAAAGGCAGCAGCCAGCGCAGGCGAACAGCAGAUGCAGAAAUCAAAAUGCAAAGCAUGCAGCCACACUUGGGCAAGACACGAGCACGAACCUCAGGACCCGCACAGAUCCAGCUUCCCUCUGCAUCCUUCAAAUCAAAACAAAAUGUUAAAUUUGUACCUCCCAUUCGAUCUAAAAAGCCAAAUUCGUCUUCGUCAUUGAGGAACUCUAGUCCUGUAAGAGUGUCCAAAAUGUCCCAUGUUGAUGGGAAAAAAACUAAAGUUGCUAAGAACAGUUCCUCUGGAAUCUCAAGCAAAACAUCCCGGAAAUUGCACGUCAGAAUACAAAGGAAUAAUAAAGCUGGGUUGCCAAGUAAAUCUGCUGUGGCAAGUAAGAAAAAGGCAGAUAGAUUCACUGUAAAAUCUAGAGAGAGGAUUGGAGGACCUAUUACACGAAGCCUACAGCAGGCGGCAAAUGCAGAGGCAGCAGAAAACAAAAGAGAUGAAAGCAGUGCAAAGCAAGAACUAAAAGAUUUCAGUUACAGGCUCCGCAUGGCCUCUAGAUGUCCCUCCUCCUCUUCGCAUAACACCAGCACCAGGCAAGGCAAGAAAUCCAACUGCGCCGCAUCCCACUUCUUCAAGGAAUAGACUCUUCUGCACGUCCAACCAAACCAGGUACUAGGAACUUUUGACCUGCUUUUUCUGAGAGGAGGUGAGACCGGUUCCUCUGGAGAGAACAGGGAUGGCGGUUUCUCCUGCUGGAAGCAACGGCACGCUCCUGUCACAUUGUCCUUCCUUCCAGAGGGAGAGGGAGAGGGUGCAGAGCAGGGCUCCUGCCUUCUCCAGAGAGUGAUGAACUGUGGAUGCUGGUGAGAUGACAGGGUGAUCGCCGGGUGCCCUGUCGUGUGGAGGCCACGCGUCAACAGCCAGCGGAACAGCAUGGAGAAACGUUCAGACAUUUGCAGGCGGAUUAACCGUGUUCAUUGGGUUGAUGGGUCUGGAUGAGUCUCCUCUUUCUGGUAGAACACAGAGGGGUUUAACAUACUAUGCAAUUAAAUUCUGAAAAGACUGUUACAUCAUUUUAGUUUCUACUUUGCAUCCUCACGGGUGAAGAACUGGGCAUCCCACAAAAACCCACUGAAGGGAGUGGGAGGUUUCGCUGAGGUUUCCACAUCUGAAGUCUGUGGGUUCCCCAGUCCCGACCGUGUACCAUUAGCUUUAACGGGCAUGAUGCCAUUGCUUCCCAAGUGCGUCAGGACCCACUUUUUCUUUUUUUUUUCUUUUGUUUUUUUUUUGGAAGCCCACCUGCUAAGUGAUGGCUGUGAAACGCACUGGUAGCCCAGUUUCAUAAAGGGACAAGCAUCCAUUUCUCGCAAGCUGCCAUGACAUUUGUUGCCAGUCUGGUACUCUUGGUAUAGUCGGGAUUGCUUUUUUUUUUAGUGAGAGGAUCAAACACGCGUGUUGCUGCGCAGUAUCAAGCAACAUUUUCCUUGAAAUACGGAGCUUGUGUUUGCAACCCUCAAUACAAGCGUGUUUAGUUUCAGUGGUCCUGCAGAGGGGGCAUCCGUGAAGGUAGCUGGCAGCCAGUAAAGACAAGUUGCAGAAACACCCAGGUCAGUCAGUAAAACGCCGUAAAACGCAGUGCAAAAAGGUCUCUUACCUCUUGCUCCAAAAUGGUGACAAUCACACACGGGUGCAUCGUCUGGCAGGGCGCUCCUCCAGCCCCUGCAGAUUUCACCUCCGAGAUGAAGGGUUCCGUCUGUCAAGACAAGUUUUUGCAGGAUCCCUGCUAACGUAGAGUCUGGGUUUGGGAUUUUUCAAGGAGGCCAAGAGGGUCGAUUGCCCUGUUUCCCCCUUAUUUCGGUCAAUUUAUUCCUCUCCUUGCCUUUGCACUCCACACAGAUCAGCACACGUCUGUGUAUGCACACAUUAGCUAAGAAAAAACAAGUGCCCGGUUGAUACUCCUUCCCACCACCCGAAAAAAAAGACAAAAAAAGGAUCAAUUUUAUAUAUAGCUACAUAUAAAUAUAUGACAUAUAUAUAUUAAUAUAUAUAUGUAUGAAAUUGCUGAAAACAGUUAAUUUUUUUGUAGUUUUGAUGAAAAUCAAAUUGCUCAGAAUGAAUACAAAAGCUUUAAACAGGAAACAUUGGUUUUGUUCACCGUAAAACUGUUGCAGCUACAUGUUGUUUGAGCUGGGAGAGAAAAGGUCUUCAGGAUCUUGUAUUACCUAGCUACAGAUUUUUUAUUUUUUUCUUGAUAAACCCCUGUUGGAGUCCUUCUAAGUGCAAUUGUGGUUUGGGGGAAGGCUGAGAUGUUGAGAACUAGAUGAGCCAUACAAAGCUACAUCCCCUCCCGUGCUGGAAGUGAUGCUUCCAGUUGAAGACUGUGAGAGCGUUGAGAUACAGGCUUUGUGGGGAGAGCUUGCGCCAUUGCUGGCUGCUCCGUCUCUUUACGAGAGCGGAGAGUCUCUAGGAUUUGUCCCCUCUUGAGCCUUUUUGCUAGCAAUAAUUUUCUCUUGAAAUACGCGACGUACUACUUCCAAACAAAGGCUGAAAUUUUUCGUAGCAGCCUGGGAAGACCGAGAUUCUCAUUAUUCAUUAAAACUAGUCGGAAGCGAGUAUCCAAAUCUGCUAGGCAGCUUGGUAGGUCUUGGUCAAAUAGCACAGAAAUUAAGUUUCCUGGCCUUAUGUGUAUCUCAAAGAAGCUGGCGUGCACAUACAGCUCUCUCAUCACUUUGGCUCACUUUAGUUUUGCACGUUAUCCUUCUUAUUUUCUCUCCACGUUUUCUCCUUCUCAUCACCUAGUAUUAGUAUGGUAAACCCUGUUCUUUCAAACAGGAAUCUCCUUCCUGUGUGUCUGGACAGCAUCUAGAUCAUUCGAAAGAUGAAUACACAGUGCUAAUAAAACCCAGCUCCGAUAUACUCUGUCUUAAAGUACCACUAUGAUACGCCCUUGAUUUUCCCAGCGCAGCUUCGUUAGGCGUUUUGUCGAAGACGGCGCUUACUGUAUAAAUUUUCGCUGGUCGCAUGAGGACCGUUGCUGAGGAAGAGCUUUCUUGCCGUGCAGCCCAAAUCCUGCUUGAAACAAUCAGUUCUUCUGAGACCCACUCAACUUCCAGCAACAGUAAGUUAAAUUAAGUACAGAGUUUCUGGCACGGAUGCUGCUGAGUUUAGUGCCUUUGAGGCAUACCAAUGAGGUUAUUAGAGGUCACUUUUGUGCAAUUUAUUUUUGCUGCUUUUUUUAGAGUGGUAUUAACUAUAAUAACUGACGGACUCAAGGAGAGAAGUGUGUAAAUUGUUGUGAUAUACAAACAUUUUUUCCCCAGAGAAAUUCUGGUUUAUCACACAAGCCUGUAAAUAUGUAUUUACAAUUUUAAAAGCACGUCUUUAUGUCCCUGGUUGUAAAUGCUCCGUUUUUAAAGUUUUAUAACCUGUGUUACUCAACCAAGAGACCAGAGCACACGGCUUUAUAUUGUACUGGUCUGUUUGAAGGAUCCAUUACGGUCUAAGCUGUGGCAGAGAAUUAUCCACGCCACUGACAAGAAAUAACCCGUGGUCGCACCAGAUUUUCAUCAUUUUCCCUCAGAUAACAAAUGCAGUUUUUUGGGGAGGGUGGGGGAGUUGAUUUUUCUUGCAGAAAAAAGCAGCAGUUCAAAAUGGUGUCGUUUCUCUAGAACGAGGAGGAUAUUUUAUUCACAGGAAAUUCAGGAAAGUAUGCCUUUUUUUUCUUUUUUUUUUUUUUUUGCAAGGCAGAAUUUCACAGUUUUGCAGCAAAUUUUUAACCUCCCCCGUGCCUGCUGAUGAAACGUGAAAUUUUGCCCUUGACUGAUAUCACAAGUUCUUGUGAAAAUUCAAGGAGAGGGUGGGGAAAAAGCUCAGGUUUUGCAUGUAGGAAUUUGCGAGGCCGACACCGGUAGCUCUGCAGUGCUCUCGUGACAAUGCUGAGGCUGAAAAGUUUAUUAAAAAUAAACUGUGUGGAGAUGUGGUAUUACCUGGUUGGUGCUGGCGUUCUGAACAUCGCUCUGGAAGACUGAAAGCUCUGUUGUCUGUCCGCCUUGUAAAGAAAAAGAACAACAAUAAAUUAAUGUGACAAGCCGCGUCAUGGAAAC
Molecule: messenger RNA, 8731 nt
Organism: Chroicocephalus ridibundus (black-headed gull)
Lineage: Eukaryota; Metazoa; Chordata; Aves; Charadriiformes; Laridae
Gene: PRDM2
Product: PR/SET domain 2
Exons: 10
Coding region: 168-5270 (1700 amino acids)
Biological process (GO): regulation of transcription by RNA polymerase II
Cellular component (GO): nucleus
Molecular function (GO): RNA polymerase II transcription regulatory region sequence-specific DNA binding; DNA-binding transcription factor activity, RNA polymerase II-specific; histone methyltransferase activity
Source: RefSeq, a predicted model, not a curated record